Messenger RNA from Rhopilema esculentum, 6602 nucleotides. NCBI's taxonomy places the organism in Eukaryota, Metazoa, Cnidaria, Scyphozoa, Rhizostomeae, Rhizostomatidae. The record is from RefSeq and is a predicted model, not a curated record.
AUUCAUACUUGUUUGUAUUGCUAUCAAUUUCGAUAAUAUUUUUACUUCAUCCUAGGAAUGUGAUCGCAGCCUUAGCUGAAGGCAACAGGACCUACGUUCCCUAUCGGAAUUCGCUUCUGACUCGACUGUUACAAGACAGCCUCGGCGGGAAUUGUAAAACAACAUUCUUGCUUUGUGUUUCGCAAGGACUUCAUUAUUUCAACGAGACGAAGAGUACCCUUGAUUUUGGUCAAAGAGCCUUGAAAGUUAAGACCAUGCCAAGAGUCAAUGUUGAGGUUGAUUAUAAAAUGCUUGCUGACGAUUUGAAGGUGAAGCUGCACGAACAAGAAAAAUCGUAUUCUUUGUUGAAAGCUGAGUUUGAAAGGCUGGCGUCGAAGGAAAAUUGCAACAUGAAAACAGAAGCAGGAGAUCUGGUCGAAGUGCCGUCUUCAUUGGAUGAAAAUGAUGGUACGAGCUUCCACUGCCAGUCCAUGGAAAAUUGCAAAGAAAAAGCGAAAUCGAUUUUAAUGGCGCAGCUAAUGUCUUUGCAGCUCGUAUAUAGCAUUAAAGACAUUGCCGAUAUGGAUCCGGCAACUUUUCCUGUUGAGCCUGACCCGGAUCAUAACAGAAAUACUACCGGCUUAGGCCGUUUAAAGAGCUCUGAACAGUCCUUGUUAUCAGAAACAGAGAGGAGCGGUGGCCUCACCUCAACAUUCGCCCGCACCUCGUCUUCAUCUCCAUCUGGAUACGAGACUGCAUCACCUCGUAGUAGCCAGGAUGAUGUCCGUGGCAACCAGGAUGACGACACUGCUACGUCUGCGAAAGAAAACUGGCCGCAAUCAUCAAAGGAACCUUGUUCUUUGUCGAACACGUGUAGUCCUCUUCUAAAUAAACUAAGAGCACCAUAUUCUCCAAGACGUAGCUGUAUCCUGGAGAAUCUUUUCGAAACGCAACUCUUUGGUGUCAAUUUGGAGAGUGUUUUACAAUUAUCCGCCUUUACUAAAACUGUCAAUGAACUGAAAAAGGAAUUCAAACAGCUAAAAAGCUCGAUCGAUAAAGAUCUUGGCCAGUUUUGUACCGACGUCUUUCAUAUUUCCGAGCCACUGAAUACUUCAGGUCAUGAGGUUGAUUGUAGAAAUAUCUGUGCCGUGCUGAUGCAGAAGCUCAACGAUCCGACGACAGCCGAUGCAGUUUCACCUGAUGUCCUUGAUCAACUUUCAAACUUGAUAAUGGUUGAACAAACCCUCACAGGAUGUCUUUUCGCAUUAAAGGGACGCAGUGAUACCACUAGACAUUCGAUGUUACGUCAAAGUCAAAAUCUGCACGAGUCUAGUGUGGCAAAGUGCUCAGCAUCUGAUAUCGCUGUAUCACAGGAGAAUAGCUCAGUGACGUCACCACCCGAACAGCCGAUAGAGAUUGCGAAGAAAUCGAAGAAGAAAUCUCGUUUACAGCGAUUCAUGUGCUUGCCUUUAAGAAAAUCUCCUCAUGUCAAAUAAGGCUUUUAAAUAACUUUGUAUAAACGAUUGUGACUGUGACAUAGGCACACUUCAGGGUAGGAGAUGAGAAGUUCUCUUUAUUCAUGGCCAUUAUCGACUUUUUAUCAAUUCUGAGAUUAAAUUUGAAGGGGGCAGUGAAUUGGAGUGUGUUUUAUGUCAUGAAAAGGGUGUAGUCCCCACAAUUUGCACCAUUUGUCCAACUUUUCGCCCUCUUUGAAUUUUAAUGUAGUUUUAUGAACGUUUCAGAAAAUAAUUAAUCAGUGCUUGUAUAUAAUUUAUAGUUUAUUAGUAUGAAUUUAUCGUAACCUUACAAGAAGUUGUGUAAAGCGAUGACUUGUUUUAAUAAGAGUAAAUAUUGUCUGGAAAUGCAUUAGAGGGUAUUUGUUUUAAAUGGUAUCUGCUUAAAUUUGUACUCAUUUGAAGAAGAGAAAAGACUUGGGUCGAAGACCCUUCGCUUAUUUAUGAAAGGAUGGUGUAUGUAAGAUAUUUCGGAUUUUUUGUUGGUGAUGUACAUUACCAUUUGCCUGUGAAGGCCAGGACAUUUCAAGCACCUGAUCUAUUUGUCAAAGCUUCUCCAUAAUAUUAAAAGUUAUUGGGAUAAUCGAAAACAGAAAUUUUAUAAACCAAAACGAUUGUCUUUGAGUUAUAUAAAAACGUGUUUGAAUAAAUGUCAGUCGUUUUUUCCUUUAGCAAUGAUAACUUUUUAUUAACCCCUAAAUUGUUGAAUUUUUUCGGCCCUUUUGUAUACCUGAUAUGCGAGCAUAACACAACACCACUUUUUCUUAUCUUUUCUUACAUUUACUUUAAAUGUUUCGCUUAUUUAACUUGACUGAUAACCUUAUUGCGUAUUUUAACGAUUCUUUUAGUAGGAAGUUUAGUCAAUCAGUAUUUGAAAUAGUUUUAAUUUUGGUAUGAGUUAGGCAUCAAAUGUUGCGUGUAGAUCUUUAGAAAGACUGAUAAAUUUUCGGGGAGAAGAAUUGCUGUGGAUUGAUAUAUGCAUGAGUUUUAAUUUUAGUUUCUCACAUGUCAAAGUUGAAUAUUGAUUCAUUAAUGAAUUUUUAAUAAUUAUGAUUGUCCUGAAUAGAUAUUUGAUUAUCUAGUUGUAUGUAAUUACGAAAAGCUCUUUGAAAAAGCUAGAUUAUAUUGUCCAGUAUUGAAUUGAUAAUUGAAGUCUAAUAAACAUUGUUUGUUUAUAUUCUAAUUUUCCAUAAGAAACAAACUGAGUUCAUUUAGAAGUGUUGUGUUUAGGGUUUCAGGAAAAAUGGGGUCGGAGGCAAAGUUUAUUUUCUGCUCACAAACUUAAUGGGUGAUAAUAAAAACUGGGAUGGUAAAUUUACCCCAGAAAUGAUAGAGCUCAGUAUUCUUGUCGAAUGUUUUCUUAUUCUCCUUUUUUUCUUGGGAACAUUUGGUUCUUCAUAUAGCUCCAAGCUUGUAUUUCAAGCACGUUAACUUCCACCAGUCCUAGACUCAAAGGGACAAUACACUCUUUCAAAUAGCGAAAUAGUAACUGUAAAAGAAUCAGUAAAUCGGUAAAAGACUAUUCUUUCAACAGUCUUGAAAACGAUUAUACAUAAGAUUAAAACCCCUCUAAAACGUCACUAUAUUUAAUGGCACAUAUUGCAAGCUUUGCAUGGAUAUACCUAUUCUAGCUUUUCAAAGCAAACGAAGUAUAGUAAACCCAUUGAAUGAAAGAAAUGGGAACCACAGAAAAGUCUAUAAUUUAUAUGUAGUAAUCUACCCACUGUUUAGGAAUGAUUUAUAUGUUGGAUAGAAGCGGGAAGAGGGCUUAGUUUUUGAGGCUUUGCCCCUGCUUUUAAAAAUUUGCGUAGAGUUCUAGUCUUAAAGGGAGGAGAAAGGCCUAGUCUUAAAGAGGAUGAUACCAGCAAUUAAAGAGAUUAGUCUAAAAAAUAAUGUUUAGAAGAAUCUUUGCUUUUUCCAGCCGAAACUACCCGUAACCCGAUGUUAAAUGCAGUAGAGUAAACUCUCAAAAUCUCAGAUUAUAAGAAAAUAGGUCUUUAGAAUAUAUUUUGAUACUUAAGCCGCACCUAAAUAUACAAGCUACAAUUGCUUUAAAACGCAAUUCUGUUCCCAUAUGAAGAUCAAGGCAGUUCAGGGCGCUUUUCAAAUUUUGGACACAGCUGCUUUCCAACGGGAUUAUUCCAUUGACACCUACCACCUUUUACCAUGCAAACCGAGUGGCGCGAAUUACAAUCCAUCUUCUUGGCAGCAGCCUCUAUAUCGUAAAUAUGCCAAUUACAGUGCCUCGGAUUGAACUGACAAUUGUUGUUAUAGCAAUUCUUCACCUGACAUCUGCAAUAAAUCCAGUAAAACCUUGUUAAUCCCAAAGCCUGUGUUACCGUACUUAUAGCCCAGGCCUGAUACCAACUGCAGUGGUUCAUGUACGGUUUUCUGUUUAUGACGAAUCCAGCUAGUAGAUAUUCACGACCAGGCCAAAGUGGGAUUGAAUAUGGAGACGAAAAUGUAAUCUCAAAUUCGCUGCCGACUGUAUUGUUGAUGUACCUGUAGCCCUUGAACAUCUUCCUGAGGCGAACACGAAUGAUCUUGUUUGUCGGAAUAUAAGCUUGAUUUGAUGAUGCACUGCUUGCAGCUGAGAGGUAGUAGGCAUUCAUCAUGGUAACAUCAUUUAUGCACUUUUCCAUGGAAAUGCUCAAUACGAUUCCCUUAACAACUGAAACGGGGGGAUGUGCAAUUAGCAGUGCUUGUCUAUAAAAGGUAUCAAUAUGAUAGAGCCUUACUGGCUUUCAAGGAUAUGAUGGGUAAUUGCUUAUGUUGACAGAACAAGUUGCAGGAUCCAGACUGGAAACUUUGUUUCUUGCGCGGGCAAGUUCACGCACCUGACUGCGCGACUGCACGCCUGAAAUCACCCACUUUUAAGAAAUUUGUAUUGUUAUUAAUGUGGAAUGUAUUCAAAUAGGGACUUUGCGCGGCCAAAAUGCAAAAGUGCGCGGAUGGAAAAUUUGAGUGCGCGGGCAAUAUAUCGCGGGCGCGCGACAAAGUUUCCAGUCUGGUGCAGGAUUUACUUGGGGGUAAGAUCUAAACGUGUAUGGGAAAUAAGUAUUGUCUAUAUACUAUUUUAAAGUAUUCUAGUGGAAGGUCAGUUUCAUGGACGAGGGGGUGUCAAAAUAUCCUUUAUUUCCGGCUGUCAAUGAUCGAAAUAACUCUAAGGGAUGUACUUGGGAAUAUUUUGGAGAGGGAUCCUUGAGAUGCUCUUUGGGUGAAAAUUUGUACAAAAUACUUUUUGAUAGACUGCUUGUGCGCAUGAAGUGCUUGAAAGCAAGAAAUUCUGGCUCACAUGCAUAGCUUAAAAGAGUAAGACGUACAAAAUAGCAUGAUAAUAGCAGGGAAUUCUAAUAAAUGCAAUUUCUACAGAUAAAUGCAUAAUCUAAUUUACUUUAGAACAAAAUUUACCCUAUGUGCAUCUAGCAAUUGCUCUAAAAUUAAAGAAAGCCUUGAAGGAAAUAGCUAUAGUUUCAAUACUGCACAAAGCCAAAAUCAAGCAUUUCUGAGAGCUGAUAAAUGCCCAUAUGUGCUGUACUUACCGUAGUCAGCAUUGCAAGCUGCAGUUUGAGGAUGAGCCACUUGACAGAGGCUGGGAGAGCUGCUUGGUAAACUGGCAGUAAUUGCAAAGAAAAGGAUGGUUCUCUUAGGAAUCUCGAGCCGCCACGCCAUAACGAACGAUAAAGCUAUUUGAAGUCAAACAAUCAAUGUACAGCGUUGCAAAAGCAAUGUUUACGCCUAGAGUACGACGCUCCUAUUAUGAAGAUCAAAUUAGUUCUAAAUGUGCUUUCAAGUUUCUUACAAUGGCACUAUGCUUUAUCAAAGGGGGUAUUCAGUCAGUAAAGUAAAAUGCUUUGUGCAAUUGCAGUGAAAAAACGCAAUAAAUUUAGAAUUGCAAAAGGUGAUAUUCCUGUCCCUUUAGAGAUAUUGGCUUUUUCAUCAAUUUAAAUCUUUGUUUUAGGUAAUUUAAAGUGCGUUAAAGACAAUUGGCAAAUACAUGAGUGGCUUGAGCCCUUUACCAAUCAACUACUGACCAAUCAUUAGAAGUACGAGAUCUGUCAGCAAUUUUAGUAACCUGUCGACUGCCUUUUAGUCUCUAACGAUGUGCUUUUGUAAUGAUAUUUUAGGAUGAAUACAACGAUAGAUCAAAUAUCUGUCCCGCCCAAUAGAAAGGACAAUAGUAACAAUAUAACUGAUAGUCAGAACGAUAAAUCUCACGCUUUUAGGAACACAAGCUUGCUAUAAUCAGAGUGAUUAGCGCGAUUAGCGAAUGCUUGUGACAAGUUUCGCCCUGACAAAUUUUUGCUGUCCAGCCCCUUAGCAGAGUCCAGAAAAGUUGCUAACCUUCCUCCAGACAAAAACAUCCCAGAAGGCAAACCUUCCUCACAAAACAAUAGAAAGUCGGUGUGGCUUGGGUGUGUCAUAGGAGCUUCUAUUGUUUUUCGUGGACCUUCCUCCGGUCAGUGGCCGUGCGACCGUAAUGUUUUCCUGACUCUGCCCCUUAGAAGUUUUUAAACCUUACACAUUUCUAUUACUAGAAUAUAGUCUAUAGAAUAUUGAGCUCAAAAAUUGCUGAAAUUUCGGAAUAAUUCAAGACAAUGCAAGGCUCAAGCUUCGUCAAGAAUUAAAGUGCAUGUGUCGUGAACAUGAUUAUCUAAUGCAAUACAAUUAUCUUUUUUGUUUUCUACAAAGCAUGGAAUCGAGGGUGAAUUUCUAACGAAACAAUGGAAUUCCAUUCUAAACGUUUUUGUUUUAUUAGCCAACUGUUAAUGCUCACCGUAUUUAUUCGGCUCAAGAUUACCUUUGCCACGUUUUACUGCGGUUUAUAUUCAAGGGCGGCCUAUAAACGAGGGCGGCUUCUAAAUGAGGGUGGCCUAUAUUAUUUUAUCCAGAUCCUGCCAGAUUACCUUAUUCUAUUUUUUCUCUGAUCUUCAGGUGAAUUUACACCGUGUUUCGCUUAAGAAUAAUUUAAGAAUAAUCUUUGGCUCACAAUGAAAAAAAAGUUAAGAAUAUUGACGCUCGGCAGAAAGUUAGGUAUUCUAUAAAAAAGUGUGUAUAUCGUCAUAAAAUCGAAGCAAAACACUAUGAGCAUUCCACUUUACCCAGUCA